AUGAGAUGGAAAAAUUCUGACAAAAAACCUGGUGGCCUAAAAAUAGAUGAGAAACUGCAAAUGCGUGCCACAGUCAAUCUCACGCGUCUGGAUAUUGAGAGGGUACCACAAAUCUUCUCUCCCAAAAAGAACAAGAAUCUACGCUUUGCCACACUAGUCGCCAGCACUCCCAACGCAAGCUUCGUCGACAUAACCACGGAUGAACCAACCAUAAUCGGGAUCCUCAAGCGCAAGUCAUUAUCAUCUAUGAAACUAGCCCACGCUCCAGCGAAGGAGAUCAAAGGCCCAAUCAAGGUGCCCAACUUUCGACCAAUAACUGGGAUCAAGGGAAUACUUGGUAAUCCACCGCCUAGGGCAAUUCCCCCAGCUCAUACCCCGGCGCAAACUAAAUCUUAUUUCAUUAAAAAACUACGCCAAAACCCGAAUUGUUUGCAAGUGUCGCCAGGUCGCUCCCACAGCGAACGCCAAGACAGGACUGUAAGAAGUAAGACGCCCCCUUUUCUUCCCCCAAUAGACCGCUCUCGCCCACCAGACAGAAUGAAACCCCACAAAACUGACAAGUCAACCUCGCCAGCACGCAACAUGGACGGCAAACACAUGGCACCACCCUCCAAGAAGCUCUCACGGGUGUCACGACCCCCUCCGAGCAUAAAGGCCGAAAUACCACUCCAAAAUUCUCCCAAGUCCCCUACCAUUCUACUAGACCUGCUGAAAUACACAAUGAGCAGGUGCUGA
Messenger RNA from Echinostoma caproni, 735 nucleotides. The record is from the annotation of a GenBank genome assembly. Lineage: Eukaryota; Metazoa; Platyhelminthes; Trematoda; Plagiorchiida; Echinostomatidae.